Molecule: messenger RNA, 842 nt
Organism: Solanum pennellii
Lineage: Eukaryota; Viridiplantae; Streptophyta; Magnoliopsida; Solanales; Solanaceae
Product: DNA repair RAD52-like protein 1, mitochondrial
Exons: 4
Coding region: 80-616 (178 amino acids)
Biological process (GO): double-strand break repair via homologous recombination
Molecular function (GO): DNA binding
Source: RefSeq, a predicted model, not a curated record
UUGAAAUUCUUUUAACUGGUUAUUUGAAAAUUUGGUUGCCGUAGCGAGGGUUUCUGAGUGAAGUUGAAGGGGAAAAGCCAUGGCAUUUUCUUCAUUGCGUUCUUCUUCUUGUGUUUUGAAUAAACUCCGAUUGUGCCAACGCUCCAUCUCUGCUAAGGCUUCUUCUUCACCGAAAGACAAAGACAGAGAGAGAUUGAUGUUUGAUUCAGAAAAAGACCUAACUUCAGGAAUCAGCAGACCACUUUCUGAGAUACUGAAAGAGCUGAACAAGAAAGUUCCAGAUUCACUCAUCAAGUUUCGACAUGAACCUAAUGGAUUCUCCCUCAAAUACAUACCAUGGCAUAUUGUGAAUAGGAUUAUGAAUUUACAUGCACCGGAAUGGUCUGGCGAAGUUCGAAGCAUCACCUACUCAUCUGAUGGCAAGUCAGUUUCAGUUGUUUAUCGUGUGACAAUAUAUGGGACUGAUGCAGAGAUAUAUCGAGAGUCAACUGGCACUGCUUCAGUAGAUGAUCCAGGUUACGGGGAUCCUGUGCAGAAGGCAGAAGGUAUGGCAUUUCGUCGAGCUUGUGCUCGUUUUGGGUUGGGACUUCAUCUUUAUCAUGAGGACAUGUCAUAGACUGGGAUAGGUUCAAAUUUCUUUUUGGCAUGAGCAAAGAUCCCAAUUUUGUUGUUAAAAAACAUUACUAAAGGUAACUGUACUAUGGAAUCUGGUUCAUUUUGUAAGCCCAAAAGUGUUGUUCUUUCAAUGUGUCAAGUUGGUAUUUACUAAGAGUUGAAACUCCAAAUGUAUCUAAGCAAAUAUGUUACUAAUGAAAAACAAUGCCCCAUUAGUAUGAUUUAAA